AUGUCCGAGCGCUUCGUCAUCGGACGUAUGGAUCCUUGCUCCUCGACCAUUUUUCUCACCAAGGCUGAGCCGUCCUUCGCCGAAGAGGAGGAAGAGCCACUGGACAUCGGAUCCUGGCUUACUCUCUACCAAGGAGAUGGCCCUCCUCGGACCGCCAUACUCUGCUUCGAGCCGAAGACCAAACGGGCAAAGGACAUCAAGGAGGGCGAUGUCAUCCUCAAUGAUGGCAAUCCCUACAGAGUCUUGAACGCUCCGGGUCUACCAGAUGCUGACGGCGAGAUUUCAAUACAUGCCUAUGAUAUCUUCGCCGAUGAGGUGACCGAUUGCAUUACAGACGACACCGAAGAGAUUACGAUAGUCGCGACCUGGCAAACUAGAUACUCCGUGGUACGAUUUUCGCUCUCAGCGUGGACUGCCGUGGAAGGCUGCUGGUCUGAUGCUAACGAGCUGGCCCCGCAGCGAAAUGUUCCGCCCGCCGAGGUCAUCUCUGGCACUCUGGUCCUGCAGAAGCAGGAAGGUUGGGUCGGAGACAAUCCGGAGAGGGUAUUCAAGCUUCCUGGGGGCAGAUUGGGCCCUUCGCUUCUUUACUUCUUCAACGCUGCAAAAUUGUGCCGUAUGCCCAUUACUCUGUUGAUAUAUGAGGUCAUGGGCAGAUUUAAACUCGUUGCGUUCGGUGUUGGGGACUGGGAAUCGCUUGGAUGCGGCCAAUCGGGUGAUUCCUGGUUAAAUAUUCAGCUGUCAUCGUCACUGUUCCGCGUGCCCGUCCUCCAUUUGCUAUUGUCGCCGGCGCUGCUUUUCGUUGCUGCUUCACGAUAUGUAGACCAGGGAACGCUGUGUGACUGCAAGAACUUCCAUAACCCUAGGCUUCUCUUUCUGCUCCUUCGCAUCCCCCAAAACCCUGCAUCGUUCUCCGACCUCUUCACAUCAACAGGUGUUGCUCAGAACCGCGGUUGUACAACACACUUCGAAACCCACACCCAGAUGUCUCAGCACUCGGUCUCUCUCGAAAGGGACAAACACGAUAUGGGCGAACAAGCUACGGAGGAAGAAGAUACGGAGGAAGAAGAGAUGGACAAACCAUUGGAACUAGGAGGCUACUUGACCCGCGUGGACAAUCAACCUCCCACCACCACACCAACAGAGACUGCCGCAAGGGACCUCUCAGUAGGCCAAGCCAUCCUCUUCCGAGGCCAACCCUGCGAGAUCGUAGGCAGAACCGACAGCUUGGCCCAAGCCGGUCCCCUAGCCUCGCGACACAAAAUCGCACUCGAGAUGAUCGAGUUGUUCGACAAAGGAGCAUUGGACCCGCUAGUCGUCAAAGCUACCGAGAAGCUCAAGCUCGUGCCCAUCGCCCGCGUGAGAUAUACCGUGAUCGGUCUCGACGGAGAGGUUAUGACGUUGCAGAAACAGCACCUCAGCCCCGCGCGGAGAACCGUGGCCGAGUUCCAUAUCUCCGGAGGCAAAAUCGGCGAGGACCUGGCUGCUUUCUUCGCCCAGUGCGACGACGAUGAGGGCAGGCUUGGAAUCGGUAUCACCCUGCUGAUUCUGGAGGCUGUGGGGAAGUUUCAGGUCAUUGGGUUCGGGAUUGGUGAUUGGGAGCGGUUGGCAUAG
Letharia columbiana is the source of this 1611-nucleotide messenger RNA. RefSeq lists its product as uncharacterized. The record is from RefSeq and is a predicted model, not a curated record. Bases 1 to 1611 code for a protein of 536 amino acids. The transcript has 5 exons. NCBI's taxonomy places the organism in Eukaryota, Fungi, Ascomycota, Lecanoromycetes, Lecanorales, Parmeliaceae.